AUGUCUAUGCUUCUGGUUGAUUUUAGCAAUGCCUUUAACAUGAUAGAUCGUAGUACUAUGCUUAGAGAAGUCCGACGUCGGUGUCCUUCGCUCGCUCCUUGGGUUGAAUUCUGUUAUGCACGGCCUGCUAGGUUGUAUUAUGAGGGUUCUAUCUUGUUAUCUUCCCAGGGGGUUCAGCAGGGUGAUCCUUUGGGGCCUUUGUUGUUUGCGCUCACCUUGCAUCCACUUGUCCAUCUGAUCCACGAAAAAUGCAAUCUUGAUUUCAUGGCUUGGUACCUCGACGACGGUACCAUUAUUGGGGACACUACUUUGGUUUCCUCGGCUUUGCAGGUGAUCACUACUGAGGGUCCGACAAUGGGGUUGCAUUUAAAUGUUGAGAAAACGGAAAUCUUUUGGCCUACUCCUGAUCCGAGGAGCUACGAUUCCACACUUUUUCCUCCUAGUAUUGCCCGCCCCAGGGAUGGAGUCAAGCUUCUGGGUGGGCCUAUUAGCUUGGAUGCUGACUUUUGCAGCCGCUUGAUAGAGGACAGGGUCGCUAGGACUGUGGGUUUGAUGGAGGUCGUGGCUGGGCUUAAUGAUCCUCAAUCGGAGCUGCUUCUUUUGCGGAGUUGUGUGGGUGUUAGUCGUUUGUACUUCUCUUUACGGACUUGUCCGCCGCAUAUGCUCGGGUCUGCUCCUAUUUCCUUUGAUCUCGCCUUAAGGAAGGUUCUUCAAGAUAUUACUGUGGAUGGUGGUGCUGGCUUUGGAGAUUGGCAGUGGCGUUGUGGCACUCUACCUUUUCGGUUUGGUGGUUUCGGGGUCUACACCGCGCAGGCUUCUUCUGUAUAUGCGUUUGUUGCCUCGCGUCUCCAGUCUCUUGAUCUCCAGAACAGGCGCACUGCUUGGGCAUGGUGGUGA
Spinacia oleracea (spinach) is the source of this 897-nucleotide messenger RNA. RefSeq lists its product as uncharacterized. The record is from RefSeq and is a predicted model, not a curated record. The coding region runs from base 1 to 897 and encodes 298 amino acids. The transcript has a single exon. Lineage: Eukaryota; Viridiplantae; Streptophyta; Magnoliopsida; Caryophyllales; Amaranthaceae.